UGAAAUGCAGCCACCUCUGCAAUAUCUGUGUCACAGCCCUCUGUGUGUGAAACUGCAAGGCACUCAGAAUUUGAGAAAUAGGUUCGCUUGAAAUGUUUGGCCAGGCAUUCUCAACCUUGACUUCGAUCCUCUGCCUUGCAGUGGGUCGGGUGGAUACACAGACAACUCUUCUCCAAUUCCCUGAAGCUGUGACAGUGACUGAGGGUGGCACAGUGACAUUUCGCUGUGAUUUGCGAAGCAGCAAUGCUGAUUCCACUGUGAACAGAUAUGAUCUACACUGGCACCAUUCACGUGGUGGGCUGAAAAUAUUGAGUCAUUAUGUAAACGGCCGUGUUUACCGAUCGAGAGGAUUCUCUGAGCGGUUCCAGCUUCCCAGAAAUGUAACCAGUAACAGUUACAUUCUGACCAUCAGAGACCUGAAGCUCACUGACAGCAACACCUACAACUGUGAGAUUUGGGGGAAGAUCUAUGGAAACGGAACCCGCCUGAAUGUAACCAUUGCAAACCCCCCAAUUCUUCUCCAGCCUCCGAGCCUGGAACGUGUCACCGAGGGACGCGUUGCCCGGUUACAAUGCACUGUGAGGAAUGCCGCAGUGACACGUACCGAUGUUCACUGGUACUGGGAGCAACCAGGGAAUAACAUGGAGUGGAUUUUAACACAUGACGUGAGGAACAUCACACGAUGGAGCCCAGGAUUCACUGAGCGAUUCCAGUCUUCCAGAGACUCCUCCAAUAACAGCUUCAUUCUGACCAUCACAAACAUGCAGCCCAAUGACACUGGGGUCUAUUACUGUAAAGUGUGGGGAGAUAUCAGUGGGAAGGGAACCCAGCUGACUGUAACCGAAGAACCUUCCCAUGAUACUCCCCAGACUUCAGAUCCCAUUUUAAUCACUGGCACCAUUCUGGGUUUAGCUGUCUUGAUCUGCCUUGUCCUGCUGAUAGUUUUCCUUCGGAAACAGAAGCUGUGCUCCUCAGUAAAGGACUCCACACAAGGGAGCCCUGGUGAAGACCAGAAUGCUGUGUAUGAAACAGUAAAUGACUCAUUGGCAGAAACUGGUGAUCAGCAUCUACCUGGAGCUUACAGAGUCCCUCCUUCAACAGGACACCAAAGGAAUGUGAAAGAUUCUCCAGCAGACUCUGAGUCCACAUACAUGACAUUGCAGCUACAGGACUGUUCUACUUACAGUGAGCUUAAAGGACGAACUGCUGCUUUCACACUGCUCUGUGUUUUAUCUGAAAGAAAACACAAAGGGACCUCUUUUGAUUGGAGCCCAGGCAUGAUUGAACUCUUCAAACUGGAAAAGAUGACUUUUGAGACCAGCUUAAAGAUGAAAAAGAUAACCUAGAAACUUGGAUCAUUUGCUAAAAAGAGCAGAAUUUCUGUAAACAACAAAGGAAAGGACCAGACAGCAUGCUGGGA
Molecule: messenger RNA, 1420 nt
Organism: Stegostoma tigrinum
Lineage: Eukaryota; Metazoa; Chordata; Chondrichthyes; Orectolobiformes; Stegostomatidae
Exons: 10
Coding region: 93-1346 (417 amino acids)
Source: RefSeq, a predicted model, not a curated record